AUGGAUUCCAAAGAUAUCCUGGCAGUUCACUCAACGCUUCAUUUGAUUUUUCAUCGCAAUAAGAACCAGCAUCACCGAACUAAAUGGUGGAAAUGGCUAUCUAUUCUGAAGCGCGCCACAUUGGAUCUUACCGGACCAAACGCGGUAGAAUGCCAGAAGCACCUGGCCACAUAUAUAAUUCCGAGAUGUUACAUGUAUGGAAUGAUGCCCGAGAUCUCGAGCUUGGCUAACCCUAUGUCCAGGGCAUUUUCAACUGUCGUUGCCGAUAACCAGUUUUCUACGCUUGGAAUCGUGCUGCUAGCUGCAUUGGCGCGACUGUCCAAAAUAACUGGGACCAGUCAUCAGAUGAAGAUGCAACCUGCAAGGAAAUCCAAAACAGCCACUCCAGUUGUCACAAAAGAAGAUAUCGGGGAAUGCGUUCGCCGAGCUGAUGCGCCGCGACCGGUCAAGGUUUCUAAUCCCAAUGCCUCUGUCUCCGAGAAGCCGGAGAGAGACGGGGCUGGAAAAAGUGUGAAAAGGAAGAAAAAGAAGAAUGCUAUUGAUGAUUUGUUCAGCGGUCUAUUUUGA
Messenger RNA from Penicillium paradoxum, 567 nucleotides. RefSeq lists its product as uncharacterized. The record is from RefSeq and is a predicted model, not a curated record. Gene Ontology annotation, biological process: nuclear-transcribed mRNA catabolic process, RNase MRP-dependent; maturation of 5.8S rRNA from tricistronic rRNA transcript (SSU-rRNA, 5.8S rRNA, LSU-rRNA). Bases 1 to 567 code for a protein of 188 amino acids. NCBI's taxonomy places the organism in Eukaryota, Fungi, Ascomycota, Eurotiomycetes, Eurotiales, Aspergillaceae. The transcript has a single exon. Gene Ontology annotation, cellular component: ribonuclease MRP complex. Gene Ontology annotation, molecular function: rRNA primary transcript binding.